Molecule: messenger RNA, 1918 nt
Organism: Amphimedon queenslandica
Lineage: Eukaryota; Metazoa; Porifera; Demospongiae; Haplosclerida; Niphatidae
Product: protein F37C4.5-like
Exons: 11
Coding region: 86-1840 (584 amino acids)
Source: RefSeq, a predicted model, not a curated record
UGUGUGGGCUUAGUCGGGCUUAGUAUGGCUUUAUUUUAAGGGCCAUGAUGAAUGAAAUCAUAGAUAGUAGAGGAAAUCGAGUGGAAUGGAGGGGUCUAUUUCUGAAAUGAAUAUCAAGUCUUGUUCCUUGCAUUCAGUAGUAGUGUAUAAAGACAGGGCAGAGGUGAAGAGGAAUGUCUCUGUAUUUCUUAAAGCUGGAGAGACUGAACUGAAACUCACUGGCCUAUCAAAAUCAGUUGACAGUGACUCCAUUCGUGUUGAAGGCUGUGGUAAUGCUACCAUUGUUGAUGUAAUUUAUGAGAUGAGUGAAGAAAAAUCCUCUGAUGCUGAGCAGAAGAAUGAAGAAUUCCAGUCAUUGGAACGAGAGCUGGAAGAGAAAGAGAAAGAGCUGAGUUUUAUUAAGUAUCGUCACACCCUGAUUGAGCGCCAGAAAGGGAUGUUGAAAGAAAUUGCUGAACAUGUGACAUCUGAGAAAAAGAGUGAUUCUGACAAGGUGGAUGUACAUUUUCAGUCUAACUUGAGUCCAGUGUCUAUUAAAGGAGUGAUGAUCUUCAUGAGGAGGUAUGAAGACAAGAUGGCUGAUCUGGACGAGCGUUUGUUUCACCUCAACUCUCACGAAAAGAAGAUGGAGGCUGAGAUUGGGGUUUUGAAAGAAAAGUCUUCUCAACUUAUGGCCAAAUCUGGUACUGGGAAGGAAACAGUUAGAAGUGUCCGUAUAGUUCUCAAAGCUGCAGAGGAUUCUGAUGUUAUCAUUAUUGUUUCUUAUGUCAUCAACAAUGCUUCCUGGUCCCCUCUAUAUGAUGCAAGGGUAUUCACUAAAGACAAAACCAUGAAGCUUCAUUACUAUGGUUUAAUAAAGCAGUCCACAGGAGAGGACUGGGACAAUGCCAGUAUAUCCCUCUCAACUGCCCAGCCUGAUAUUGGAGGAUCACCUCCUUCACUUGAAGUGCACCACAUUGGAUUUGAGAGAGCACGAUUUGUUACACGAGGAAAAUCUAGAGGAGUGUCACUUGGCAUGACAGCGAUGUCACUGUCAAGUGCAUCAUCCAGAGUCCCUAGAAAUAGAAGGCAAGCUCCAGACAUACAUGAAUAUGGUGAGCCUCAUAAAGACUUAUUUUCUGGUUCUGCUCCUCGCCGGUCUGCUCCACUUGAAGUUGAUGAAUCUAAGGUUGCUACAGGUCAGUUAUACAAUGCUUCAUUCACUAUCCCACGUACUGCCUCCAUACCGUCUGAUAACACUGAACAUAAAGUAACAGUUGCUAUUAUUGACUUGGAGCCUGAUUUUAGCUAUACUAGUGUGCCAAGGCUCUCUUCCUCUACUUUCUUGCAAGCAGCUGUAAAGAACUCUUCAGAAUACGCUUUGCUUGGUGGACCAGCUAAUAUAUUUCUGGACAAUAACUUCCUCUCUAAAUCUACUAUACCCAGUACAUCACCCAAUGAGGAGUUCACUACUAGCCUUGGUGUUGAUGAUAGCAUACGUAUUAUUGUACAACCAAUGAACAUAGUCCGGGGAACAGCUGGUCGUAUUAGUAAGAAUAAUCAUUUGAUGUACAGAUUUGUGUAUAUUGUGAAGAACACUCAAGCUAAUGUAGCCAAAGUGAAAGUAUUAGAACAAAUACCAUUGAGCUCUGAUGAUAAACUGAAGGUCGUGGUUCAUGAUCCUGAAUUGAAGAAACCGAACAUCAAUGUUCCCUUUUCUCAUGGUCACUGUGUCCUCAAUGAUGAUAAUAAUAUCGAGUGGCAUUGUACUAUACCACCAGACACAUCAGUUGAGCUCUCUCUUGUGUAUAGUAUAGACUUUCCUCCCAAUGAUAUGGUAACUGGACUCCCUAACUGCUGAACAAGGAACAAAUUUUAAUUCUUUAGUAGUAUAAUAAAUUUUUAGUUUUUAGCAUUUUUUGUUAGUUUCUCGUAUAAA